Molecule: messenger RNA, 6241 nt
Organism: Solea solea (common sole)
Lineage: Eukaryota; Metazoa; Chordata; Actinopteri; Pleuronectiformes; Soleidae
Product: roundabout homolog 2-like
Exons: 27
Coding region: 582-4781 (1399 amino acids)
Biological process (GO): cell-cell adhesion; axon guidance
Cellular component (GO): plasma membrane; axon
Molecular function (GO): protein binding
Source: RefSeq, a predicted model, not a curated record
AGGAGAACAGAGGGAGAGAGCAGAGGAGGGGCUGGGUUGUGAUGUGCUCUGUUGUGCUAAACUGUGCCGGGCUGUGCUGUGCUGUGCUGCACCGCGCAGCUUCUUCUCACCUCUCACUGCAUCCUUUUCAUCCUCCUCCUCAUCAUCAUCCUCAUCAUCAACAACAACACCGAACUUGUCCCGCGUCAGGAUGGAUGGAUGGAUGCGUGCGGAGCCGCUGAACCAGUGAGGAGGAUGCGGUGGGACCGGGGAGAUGGAGGAGCAGUGUCGGUGUAACCGGAGCGUCUGUGGGCGUCGGUGUCUGUGAUGUUUUGCCGCUGGUGACUGCAGAAAUUUUCCCAACGUGUGUGCGAGUCGACGGAGCGCUGCGGAGCGGUGCGCGCUUGGAGAGGAGCGAGAACGGACAUGUGAACGAGAACGAACAGUGCGUUCGUGUUGUUUUAGUUGAGGAACUUGACGCGGUUGAUGAAGACAGAGUCUCACAAGUGAAAAAAACAAAAAAAAACAUUAUUGUUUGUUUCGUUUUUGUCGCUUGAGGAGGAAUUCAUGCGCCGAUAGCUCUCGGGGGCCAAUAUGCCAGAAUGGGUCCUCUACAAUAUUUAUUUCUCUGUGGACUUCUGUACACCCAAACAUACGGGUCUCGUCUCCGUCAGGAAGACUUCCCUCCUCGCGUUGUGGAGCAUCCUUCUGACCUUAUUGUGUCCAAAGGGGAACCAGCCACUCUCAACUGUAAGGCAGAGGGUCGUCCGGCCCCCACGGUGGAAUGGUACAAAGACGGGGAGCGCGUCGAGACGGACCGCGACAACCCCCGCUCGCACCGCAUGCUGCUGCCCAGCGGGUCCCUCUUCUUCCUGCGCAUCGUCCACGGACGCCGGAGCAAACCAGACGAUGGCAGCUAUGUGUGCGUGGCCCGGAACUAUCUGGGGGAGGCUGUAAGCCGGAACGCUUCUCUUGAAGUAGCACUGCUGCGUGAUGACUUCAGACAGAACCCACAGGACUCAGUGGUGGUGGUCGGUGAAACGGCCAGUCUGGAGUGUCAGCCUCCACGCGGCCAUCCUGAACCCACCACCUUCUGGAGGAAAGAUAAGACUCGUCUUGACCUCAAAGAUGACAGGGUCACGGUCCGUGGAGGAAAGCUGACCAUCUCCAACACUAAAAAGACUGACGCAGGGAUUUAUGUGUGUGUGGCGAGCAACAUGGUCGGAGAGAAAGAGAGCGAAAAAGCCCAGCUCUCAGUAUUCGAGAGACCGCUGUUUGUGCAGCGACCUGUGAACCAGGUGGUCUUGGUGGACGAGAGCGUGGAGUUCAAGUGUCAGGUCCACGGUGACCCUCCGCCCACACUGCGCUGGAAGAAGGAGGACGUGGAAAUUCCCCGUGGCAGGUAUGACAUCCGAUAUGAAAAAGAGGACUUCUUGCUGAGGAUAAAGAAAGCAUCAGUCAGUGAUCAGGGAACCUUCACCUGUCUAGCCGAGAACCGCGUGGGUAAAGUGGAGGCCUCUGCCUACCUCACUAUCAGAGAGGCGCCCCAGUUUGUGGUGCGACCCCGUGACCAGAUUGUGGCUCAAGGACGGACAGCCAAGUUUCCCUGCGAGACCAGGGGCAAACCUCAGCCCACUGUCUUCUGGCAACAAGAGGGCAGCCAGGACCUCCUGUUUCCAAACCAGCCAACACAGGGUGACAGUCGCAUUUCUGUGUCUGUGAAUGGAGAGUUGACCAUUUCAUCUGUGCAACGCUCUGACGCAGGGUAUUAUAUCUGCCAGGCCCUCACUGUGGCCGGCAGCAUCAUGACCAAGGCCCAGCUUGAGGUAGCAGAUGCCCUGAAGGACCGCCCACCACCCAUCAUCCGGCAGGGCCCAUCCAACCAAACGCAGGCGCUAGGAGGUGUGACUCUUCUCAGGUGUCAGGCAUCUGGGGACCCGGAGCCGACUGUUUCCUGGCGGAAGAAUGGGGCCAGUCUGCUUGGAAAGGACCCGCGGUUUUCUCUGCUGGACCAUGGAAGCCUUCAGAUCCAGAACACCAGGUUGUCUGACUCAGGGUUGUACACGUGUGUGGCCACCAGUUCCUGUGGAGAAACAUCAUGGAGUGCCUUCUUGGAUGUUAAAGACUCCACUGACCUCGUCGACUUCAUGUAUCACAAUGCAACUGCCCUCCCAGGGCCUCCCUCCAAGCCAGAGGUCACUGAUGUCACCAAGAGCAGUAUCUCGCUGUCAUGGGAAACGGGGCCAGAGACGGGCUCCCCAGUGUCCUCCUAUGUCAUUGAGGCCUUUGGUCAGUCAGUGAGUAACAGCUGGCAGACAGUGGCAGACCAUGUGAAGACCACCGAGUACACAGUCCAGGACCUGCGACCCAACACCGUCUACCUGUUCAUCAUCAGGGCGGUCAAUGCUCAGGGGCUCGGGGACCCCAGCCCUAUGUCUGAGCCUGUUCGCACACAAGACAUUAGUCCUACAGCACAGGGAGUGGACCACCGUCGCGUGCAGAAGGAGCUGGGCGAUGUGUUGGUCAGCAUGCACAACCCCGUGGUCCUUAGCUCCACUUCGGUGCAGGUCACGUGGACUGUGGAGAAUCCAUCCCAGUUUAUCCAAGGCUACCGCGUUCUUUACCGGCAAACGUCAGGACUGCCCUCGCCGGGGCCUUGGCAGAUACAGGACCUGAAGGUUGCCUCAGAGAGAGACAUAACUCUCUCUGGCCUGAAGAAGGGCAUCGUCUAUGAAAUUAAAGUGCGCCCGUACUUCAAUGAGUUCCAGGGAGCAGACAGUGAAUCCAUGACGGCACGCACCAUGGAGGAAGCACCCAGUGCACCUCCGCAGCAAGUCACAGUGUUGACUGUUGGGAGCCAUAACAGCACGUCCAUCAGUGUGUCAUGGGACCCUCCUCCCUCUGACCAGCAGAACGGCAUCAUCCAGGAGUACAAGAUCUGGUGUUUGGCCAACGAAACACGCUUUCAUGUCAAUAAGUCUGUGGACGCAACCAUCCGUUCAGUGGUUGUCGGGGGUCUGCAGAGUGGAGUGCAGUACCGUGUGGAGGUGGCUGCCGGCACAAGUGCAGGAGUGGGGGUCAAGAGCAAACCCCAGCUCAUCAUCUUGGGUGCAGAGCUCAGGGAUGUGAUGACGGGAUCCGAGGGCAACAGCAGCAUCUCAGAUGUGGUGAAGCAACCGGCCUUCAUCGCCGGUUUGGGAGGAGCCUGCUGGAUCGUCCUCAUGGGCUUCAGUGCCUGGUUGUACUGGAGGAGGAAGAAGAGGAAGGGACUCAGCAACUAUGCAGUUCAGUCCUUCACCUUCACCCGUGCAGUCACUUUUCAAAGAGACAGAGGCCUGAUCAGAAACGGAAGCCGCCCUGGGCUAUUGAAGGCAGGUGACCCUGGCCUUCCGUGGUUAGCCGACUCCUGGCCCUCCACAAGCCUCCCAGCUACCAGGGGCUUGGACAGUCCAAAGGGUGGCAACAACUUUGGGCGCGGAGAUGUUUUACCGUCCGCAGCGGUGGAGAAGACGGGCACCAUGCUGUCUGAUGGUGCCAUCUACAGCAGUAUUGACUUCAUGGGGAAGGCCGGUUACAGCAGUCCAGCACGAGGCACUCAGCCCACCCCCUAUGCCACCACACAGAUACUCCAGUCCAACAGUUUCCACGAGCUGGCUGUGGACAGACCAGAUCCACGCUGGAAGGCCUCUCUCCAAGCCCAGCAGGAAAUAGCAAACCUGGGCUACUCGCUAACAGACAGACACCCUGGCAGUGGUGCAAAGGUUGGGAAGAAAAAGAAGGUGAAGGGUGGAACAAAGACCUCCAAAUCAAAUGGGACAUGUUGGGCUAACAUGCCUCUGCCUCAACCACCUAUGCACCCGCUCCCUGGUACAGAGGUUGACCUUGACUGUUACCCUGAGGAAAAGCACGGAGGAGGCAGAUAUGACAGCAACAGCUGGGCACCACCCAUGUCCGUUCAUACUUACCACCAUCAGACCUUGGACAAUGAGGUGGAGGAGGAGAGAGGCCCCACUCCUCCUCUGAGAGGGAGAUGUUCUUCUCCGGCAGCGUCUCCCUUCAGCCAGCCGUCUUCCUCCUCUCUCAGCUCCACCCAUCACGAAGAAAUGCAAUCCAUUCUGCAGGCCCACUUGGACGAGCUCACCAGAGCUUACCAAUACGAGGUGGCCAAGCAGUCAUGGCACAUGAAGAGCACGCCAAAUGUGUCCAAGACUCCCAUUCCUCCAGUGGACUUCAUGUCCAGCACCUUGGGUUCGGAUUUGGGGGCCACCCUUCUUUCAGAAGACGAGGAUGACGAGGAGGAGGAAAGAUACGCAGUGGUGUCCAAGAACUUGUGUGGCUUUGAAUACAUUCCUGGUCAUAGCAUGGAUAACCUUGAUGGCUCAGGUAAACCCCCUCAGCCGAUUCGCUCAGACACUUCUGGCACAGCGAACCAUGGCACACAGGGCAUGCACAGCCUUGGCCACAAGAGGGCACUACUGACCGGCCUCAAACCUCAGGCAGACAAGGUUGGGACUCUGUCCAGAGGAAGAGACACGAACACAGACACCCACACACCGACCAUGAAGUCCCUGCACAGCGUGGGCUCCCACAUGCACGGCUCGUGGGCAGCUGCAGGCUCAGAUCCCUCUGAAGAGUGCAUGGUGACCGUGUCAACGCUGGAGCGGCAGCAUAUGGCUUCCUGGAGCGGCACGGCGACGUCCAACAAGGCCACACUGAGCAGAGGCUCCCACAAGAGACCUGGCACAGAUCCCUCCCAUAGUGGGCAUCCUCCCACAAACAGCACAGAGAGAAGGGAACACUAGUCUUUGGAAAGCCUCGCUCCCCACCACCCACUGUCCCAGGACACCAUGUUCUCAAGCGCCAUGAGAUUCUUCUCACUGCGAGUGACACCGAGCGAUGUUGGAACGACGCUUGGAAGACGGAGAGAAUGAAGACAGAGAUCGAAGACGGGAGUGAGCGAUAAAGAGCAGAGCUGUAAAUGUCAUGUACAGACACAGACACCAGUCUCACAGUAUUAUUUCCGUCCCUCACCCUCCUCGUCCAAAAGAGUGAACAGUAUGUUAAGUGUCUGCUUCUCUUUUCUGUCACAUGAUGUACACACGGUGGCGAUGAAGAAAAAAAUCACGAUGGAAUGACUAAUUAAAAUGAAAAAGGACUUGCAUUAUUUGUAAAUAUGUUUUUUUAUUAAUGUUUUUUUUUCGUUUGCUUUGCUAUGCAAGCCAAACCCUAAUGUUGUCUAUUUUGUGUUGUUAUUACUGUGAAUCUUUUUCUUUCUUUUUUUUAUUUUUCAUUAAUGCUCAAACUGUUGGCUUAUUUCGACGAAGCUAUACUGUAUUGUUGUACUUUGCACAGAGCAUUUUUGGUGAAAAUAAGCACAAACCCAUUGUCAGCUGAGCUGAGGUUAUGAAUCAUAAUGGCAAAGUAGGACGUGUAUGUUAAACCGAACCUAAUCAGAUGAUAUAUACUUGGCUGUGCUGUAAAAAAUACUCGUAUAUUGAGAAUUAAGAGAGAGAAGGGGAAAAAAAACACAGGUAAAUACUUGGAUAUUAUAUGCCAAAAUAACUAACUGUGUUCCAUACUUUUUUCUGGGAGACAUAUUACUACAUUAUACUAACACUGAUUUUAGCAAACACUUACCAGAACAUUUUUUAUGGUAACCAAGCAACACGUCAGUCGCGAUAUCCAAAGCAACGACAUGAGAGAAAAACGACGUAUCACUUCUUUGCCGUUCCCCAAAAAGAAUCUGUUAAUACUAUAUACUGUGUAUUUAUUUAUUUCUGUUGUCAUGACACACAGUGACAUGGUGUUGGUGCAAUAUUCAGAGGACAAUAUAAGGGAAAUAAUGAGAAGAAAGGGAGUUUUUUUGGAAAGCCACAGGCCAUGUACUGUACGACUUUAUGCAGAGAAUAAUGCAUGGUAAUGUCCUGAUGUCACGUGAAGGCAAAUAAGCUAUAUGUGAUGUUAAACAUCAAAGAAAUUCUACUGGAGUUGUUGUCAUAUUUUACACUGGAAUUACACUAUCGACCUGCAGAGGCCUAUGAACUUGAAAAAAAAAACAAAAAAACAUUUCACAUUUUAGCCAAUUCAUGAUUGCAUUUACACUUGUUUUGGAUUUGGUUUUGUUGUGAUCAUUGUUCUGGGAAUUGCUCUCCCUUUGGAGAUUGUUUAUUGCCCUCAGGAAUACACACCCACAUACAGUAGGGCCAUUUUCUUUUUUUUUCCAAUACCUUGAUGCAAAAUAAAAUGUGUAUGUGAAAAUGAA